AUGACAAACCCCCAAGAUAUCUCGAAGGCCCCGCAGCAGGGUUUGGCUCAUCGGAUGAGCGUCUCAGCCUCACCAACCACGACAUUCUCCCCGCCCUCUAGCUUUGGCCGACCCAAUUGUCAACAAGGCUUGCCAAAGCAGCUCAAGCCCUUCAACACCAAGGAUAUCAAGAUCCUCCUCCUGGAGAAUGUCAACCAGAGCGGCAAGGACAUAUUGACCGGCCAGGGCUACCAGGUCGAAGCACACAAGGGCUCAUUGCCCGAGGAUGAGCUUAUUGAGAAGAUUCGGGAUGUCCAUGUAAUUGGCAUAAGAUCAAAGACCAAGCUGAACGAGAAAGUUCUCCGUGAGGCCAAGAACCUGCUUGUAGUUGGAUGUUUCUGCAUUGGCACCAACCAGGUCGACCUGGAAUUCGCCGCCCACCAUGGAAUUGCUGUGUUCAAUUCCCCUUUCGCCAACUCUCGAAGUGUAGCCGAGCUGGUGAUUGCCGAGAUCAUUACCCUCGCGCGCCAGCUUGGUGAUCGAUCGAAUGAGAUGCACAAGGGCGCCUGGAACAAGGUGAGCAACAAGUGCUGGGAGAUUCGCGGCAAAACACUCGGCAUCGUCGGAUACGGACACAUCGGCUCCCAGCUCUCUGUGCUUGCAGAAGCCAUGGGCAUGUCGGUCAUCUACUACGACGUGGUCAGCCUCAUGGCUCUAGGUUCAGCUCAACAGGUGCCGACCCUCAAGGAUCUCCUGAGCCAGGCCGACUUCGUGACUCUGCACGUGCCUGAGCUGCCUGAGACCAAGGACAUGAUGUCUGCUACACAGUUCGAGCAGAUGAAGGAGGGUGCAUACCUGAUCAACGCCAGCCGUGGAACCGUGGUGGAUCUACCCGCCCUAAUCAACGCGAUGCGCAGCGGAAAGGUCGCCGGCGCUGCCGUCGAUGUCUACCCCGCCGAGCCACGGGGCAAUGGGGACUACUUCAACAACAGCCUGAACGGCUGGGAGGAGGAUAUCCGAAGCCUGAACAACAUCAUCCUCACCCCACACAUUGGCGGAAGCACCGAAGAGGCGCAAAGAGCCAUUGGCAUUGAAGUUGCUGAUGCACUUGUCCGAUACAUCAACCAGGGUAUCACGCUGAGUAGCGUCAACAUGCCGAAGCUGAACAUGCGUUCGUUGACACUGGAUGAACCCAACCAUGCAAGAGUGAGCAGCCUUACUUGCACUUCACUCACAGCUACAACAGCAACUGAUGCUUCGCAGAUCGUGUUCAUCCACCAGAAUGUACCGGGCGUUCUACGCAAAUUCAACGAUAUACUCGGUUCCCACAACGUAGACAGGCAAAUGAGCGACAGCAGAGGCGAUGUUGCCUACGUCAUGGCCGACGUGAAGGAUGUGGAAACUAGUGAUCUCGAGGAGAUUUACGAUAGCCUCGAGACUCUGAGCUCCCGAAUCUUGACCCGCGUGCUUUACUAG
Anthostomella pinea is the source of this 1455-nucleotide messenger RNA. The record is from the annotation of a GenBank genome assembly. NCBI's taxonomy places the organism in Eukaryota, Fungi, Ascomycota, Sordariomycetes, Xylariales, Xylariaceae.